AUGAUUAUAUUUAAUUUGGAAUCAUUAAGAAAAGAAACCAAUUAUGGAUAAACUCAAUUGCAUCCCAGAAUUAUCUCUUAUCCAAAUGAAAACAUCAACUAAAUACUCCCAACUAUAAAUAUGAGAUACACACCAUAUUUUAGUGAUUAAAUAGAUGAUGCUGGAUGGGGUUGUGCUUGGAGAAGUAUUUAGAUGAUGUUAUCUUCUUAAUUUAACAUAACUCCUGAAUUUAGAUGGUUAUUCAGCUUCUUUGGAUCAAAAGUAAUUUUAGAAAAAAUUUAUAUGCAUAUGAACCAAGUUGAUUAGGUUCCUCAGUAUCUUUCUAAUUCGUAGUAUGCACCACAUGAUUUAGGCAAUGGAUGGGCAGAACCAUACAUAGGCCAUCUCAUUUUAUAUUAUAUGGGAUUCGAGUCCAAAUUAUUUUUAAUCAAUGGGUAUCCUCCUCAUUCCAAUGCUCCAAAAGAAGUAUUUGCAGAAACUUUUUCGUUCCCUUAAUUUAAGUAAUUUUUAUAAGAGCACUUCACUCAAAGAAAGUCCCCAAUUCAAAUUGAUGAUUCAAAAUACAGUAUGGUGAUUUAUGAUUAUAAAAUUGAUGGUGAUAAUACAAUUCUGUUUAUUGGGGAUCCACAUAUCUAUUACAUUUAAAAUAAUCAUUAGAAAAUCGGAUUAUAUACUGUUACAUUAAAUGAAAAAGGCGGUUAAAUUUCUAAUUCUAUUACUCCCGAUUAAGCAGAGUUUUAUAUGUAUGCAAGUUCUUAUUAAACUCUACAUUUUUAUGAGAAAAAUUGGAUGGCAACUUGCAUAAUGAAAAGUUAAGAUGUUUGGUUAGAUUGGAAGGAAAGAUAACUGAUUAUUUGA
Paramecium octaurelia is the source of this 858-nucleotide messenger RNA. The record is from the annotation of a GenBank genome assembly. NCBI's taxonomy places the organism in Eukaryota, Ciliophora, Oligohymenophorea, Peniculida, Parameciidae.